This is a messenger RNA of Cucumis sativus (cucumber), 717 nucleotides long. Its product is annotated as S-norcoclaurine synthase 2. Lineage: Eukaryota; Viridiplantae; Streptophyta; Magnoliopsida; Cucurbitales; Cucurbitaceae. The transcript is spliced from 2 exons. Bases 52 to 525 code for a protein of 157 amino acids. Gene Ontology annotation, cellular component: cytoplasm; nucleus. Gene Ontology annotation, molecular function: protein phosphatase inhibitor activity; abscisic acid binding; signaling receptor activity. Gene Ontology annotation, biological process: abscisic acid-activated signaling pathway; defense response. The record is from RefSeq and is a predicted model, not a curated record.
UUCUCAUGGCUUAUCUUUCUAUGUGCAUUCAACCACAGAAAAUUCAAGAAGAUGUUGGGUAAACUCCAGCACGAGGCAGUUAUUGACGUCCCGGCCAACGUGACAUGGCAGCUCUUCGGCAGCCUUGAACUUGGACGAAUUGUGGGAGAACAACUUCCGAAUCUUUUUGAGAAAAUCGAAUUAGUUGAAGGUGAUGGAGGAGAAGGAACUGUUCUUAAUCUCAUUUUUGCUCCAGGUUUAGGUACCUCAAGUUAUAAAGAGAAAUUUACAAAAAUAGAUAAUGAGAAUCGUAUAAAAGAGACAGAGAUAGUGGAAGGAGGAUUCUUGAACAUUGGAUUUACUCUCUAUAGGGUUCGUUUCAAGAUAAUUGAGAAUGGUGAAGAUAAGUGUAUUGUUGAAACGACAAUUGAAUAUGAAAUCAUGGAAGAAGCUGCUGCAAAUGCUUCACUUGUUACUCUACAACCUCUCAUUGAGAUUGUUCAACUUGCAAAUAACUAUCUCCUUCACAACAAAAACCCUAAAUAGAGAUGCAUUAAAUCAUAUGAUGAAAUCUAUUGUCAUCCUUUGGAGUUGUUUUCCCCCUAUCUACAAUAAUAAUAGCAUCAUAAAAGGUUCUGAGUACUUGAGUUAUACUCAAUUUAUUUGAGUUUAAUUUCUUGUGUAAUCUUUUAUAUCUUGAUAUCAGUGUGUGGGAAACUUUUUCUAACUUCUUUUUCA